GAUAAGAGAGGUCACCCACCAAACUCCCUUUCCCCCAUUCUCCAAACUACCUUCAAUUUCUUCCAUACCUAAAGAUAUAUAUCUGCUUCGAGCCUACAGAUACGCAUUUUCUUGGAACCCAAAGCCAUUAAAGAGCACGGGAGGAAAACGCGUGGUGCACAGGUUGUCUCUCUUGCUAUCCCCCCUGUUUUCUUGAUUUCCCAUUCCGUGUCAGGUCUGGGCUUGUGGGCUUGUGGGCAUGUGGUCCUCUUUGACAAAAGUUCUUGGAUUGGAGGAGUGUAAGACGGGGUAAUUCUGUGUUUAAGUCAUAGUGUGAAGGGAAAGUAUAAAGGUGAGGACUUUGAAGGUUGAGAAAAGAUGAGGAUGGUGAGUGCCAUUGAUUGUUCGGAGUGCCCGGGUUUGUGUGGAUUCUUGGUUGUUGAAGCUUAUCCAAAGGGGUACUCUUCCAAGAUCCCCUCUGAUUUGGUGCUUUUCCUGGGGCUUGGCUUCAUAGAUUGGUAAUAUCCUGUGUUGCUCUUAUUUCUUAUACCCAUAUCUAUAUUUAUUAUCUUAGAUAUACACCCACAAAAAAAUAUUUAGAGAUCUAGAUAUAUUUGUUUUUGUUAUUGGACUUACUUCUAUAGGAUUUCAAGAAAGGGACCAUGGAUUCAGUAGGGUUGAUUCAGUAUCUCCCACCUGUGUUUAAAGGGUGUAUGGAGAUUCUUGAAUUAGGGCUGUGUAUGGUCUUCAUCUAGCCUUUUUCUUCAUUUGGGUAGGCAUAAAAUUUGCUCCUUUUUAUUGGUUCCUGUUUCUAGUAGUAGUUUCAUUCUCUGGAAAUCUCAUUCUUUGGUGAGGGUAAAGUUUCUGACAGUGCUAUAGAACUAUUUGAUAGUUGAUAAUUUCAAUUGGGGAAUAAGAUUGUGGUUUUUGUGGAUUGUGGGAUGUAGUUGGGACUAGUAUGAGGAUGUGUGUUUGUAAAGAUUAGCCUUUUGUUUGGAUAAUCUUUGGGUUGAUAACUUUGAGCCCAGCUUCUGAAAUUGUCCCAAUAUUAAGGGAGAAUUAAUGAGAUGGGAGAUAUUCUUCUAACAGCCUUGUCAAUGGAGAAUCAUCACCCUUCGACCCUAUUGUCCAUGGAUUCGAGUGCCUCCUCUUCACAUGAUGAAUUAGACCUCGAAAUGAAUCGCCAAGUUGUCAUAACCCGCCCACCUGAUAUCAAUUUACCUUUAUCGGCUGAGCAGAGCCCUCCGCCCCAAUCAUGGAACUCCGAACACUGUGAUAUUCUUGAUGUUGGGCUCGGGACCCAAGUAUAUGAAACCGAAAGCUUCCUCAGUGUGCCCAAGGUGGGUAGGAAAUGUGCAAAACGGGUUGACAGCAUCUGGGGUGCGUGGUUCUUCUUUAGCUUUUAUUUCAGGCCCGUGUUCAGCGGGAAGUCGAAGGCGAAAAUUGUGCGAGACAGUAAUGGGGUUUCGGGGUUUGAUAAGUCUGAUCUCCAUCUUGAUGUUUUCAUGGUUCAGCAUGAUAUGGAGAACAUGUACAUGUGGGUUUUCAAGGAAAGGCCUGAUAAUGCAUUGGGUAAGAUGCAACUCCGAAGCUAUAUGAACGGGCACUCUCGCCAAGGAGAACGCCCCUUUCCUUUUAGUGUUGAUAAAGGCUUCGUUCGAUCCCAUCGGAUGCAAAGGAAACAUUAUAGGGGCCUGUCGAAUCCUCAGUGUGUUCAUGGGAUCGAGGUUGUUCAGUCUCCUAAUCUCAAGGUUUUAGAUGAAGAGGAUCGGAAAAGAUGGGCGGAGCUUACUGGAAGGGAACUCAACUUCACCAUCCCUCCCGAAGCAAGCGAUUAUAGUUCAUGGAGAAACCUGCCGAACACUGACUUUGAGCUCGAGAGGCCGCCUCAACCUAUCAAAACUAAUCACCAUUCCCAUCCUAAGAAGUCACUCAAGUGCAACGGGCUUAAUUUGUCAACUCAACCAUCCAACCACAGUAACGGGGAUGCAAUGGAUCUCUCACCCGACAGCAGCAAAAGGAGAAAGGACUUGUUUCCCGAAGAAGAGUGUUAUCUGCAAGUAAAUCCUCCCGAUCGAGUUCCAGAUUCAGAAGUUCACCCGAAUGAGCCACACUGGCUGAACGAAUUUAGCGGAGUUAUGCGUGAGGUUUACGGGCCCGUUACAGCCGCAAAAAGUAUCUACGAAGACAAAGAAGGCUAUUUGAUCGUAAUCAGUUUGCCCUUUGUAGAUCCCCAGAGAGUGAAGGUUUCUUGGAGGAACACACUCACACACGGGAUAAUCAAGGUGUCUUGCUUUAGCAUAUGCCGCAUGCCUUUCCUCAAGAGACAGAAAAGGACAUUCAAACUCGCAGAUUCAUCAUCUGAACACUGCCCUCCCGGGGAAUUUGUCAGAGAAAUCCCCCUUUCAACCCGCAUUCCUGAAGACGCUAACAUAGAAGCCUACUUCGAUGGAUCAGGGACGGUGCUCGAGAUUCUGGUGCCUAAACUUCAAGAAGGGUCAGAAGAACAUGAGGUACGCGUAUGCCUUCAUCCCCACCUCGGUGGCAAUGAUCUUAUUCUGAACUAGAGGCAAAUCGUGGUUGAUUAUGAUGGUAUUCUUCAUUGUUGCUAAAAUGUUACAAUAUAUAUGUUUGUGUAGCCUGAAAAUGCACAUGUCUUAUGUAAUGUUCCAUUUUCACACCCCCUAGAUGGUGUGUUUGUUGGUUGUUUGGGUAUUGUAGCAAUGUUUUACUAUUGAAAUAUGAAUCUUUGGUUUAAUAAUAUAUGUGGAGUAGUAGCCUUAGAUUUUCUUU
Molecule: messenger RNA, 2772 nt
Organism: Ipomoea triloba (trilobed morning glory)
Lineage: Eukaryota; Viridiplantae; Streptophyta; Magnoliopsida; Solanales; Convolvulaceae
Exons: 1
Coding region: 1047-2546 (499 amino acids)
Source: RefSeq, a predicted model, not a curated record